AUGAUACUUCCCUCGUUUAGGUCCUUCUGGCGUUGUUUGACCCACCGUCUUUUCCUUGUCCAACCAGAUUCCCCACAACAUUCUCCUUCUCCGUUCAACGAGCUCCCAGACGACACCAUUCGCCGGAUAUUCAGCAACCUAUGCACCGGCGACCGGGUCCGCCUGAGGCUCGUCUGCAAGUCGUGGAGGGACACUCUCACCCGGUCUGAGUUCCCCACCCUUCCCGAGCCCCCCUGGCUCAUCCUGCCCGAGUCCGAGCCCAUCUCCACCUACUUCACCCUCAGCUGCCCGUACGAGGACAGGACGUACGACCCUGAUCUUCCCUACUCCCUCCUCUCCGGCGGACGCCGGUGGUCCUGCCGCGGCUCCGGCGCCGGGUGGCUCCUCCUUGCCUGCUGGGACCCACCCGAGAUGGUCCUGUGGGACCCGCUUUCCGGGGCCACCCUGUCCCUCCCUUCCCCCUCCACCCUCCCCUUCUUCGACCAGCUGGACCACGACGUGUCCGUGAUCCGCCUCGCCCAGGUGGCGCCCGUGGGUCCUGUGGUUGCCGUGGUUUUCUCACUGACCGGCCUUCGUGACAGGCUGGCGCUGUGCUCGCCGGACGACCACUGGACCUUGCUCCCGGGCCCUACCGAGGAGCACUACGCAGACAUACUCUUUCAAAACGGGAAGCUUCGGGCCGUGUGCCGGCCGCCGCACGCUUCCGGAACUGGCCCGUCAGUGGCGAAAAGAACCGAUUUUGUGGCGCGACUGAGCAGCGGCUGUCANGUGGAGGUUGUGACGUGGGAGCUCAAGUACGAGGCUGUCCACCGGGCCGUUGAUUAUGAUGAAUAUGAAACGACGGGGUUUAAGGUAUAUGAGAGUGUCCAUGUGGCUGAGCACUUGGUGGGGGGCCGUGAUGACGAAGAUGAUUUGCUGCUCGUUAGCGCGACUCUCGACAUGUUGUCGCACAACUUUGGUCCGGGGGGCGGGGGACUGUUCGGGCAACACGCGUACAUGUGGCCACANNGAGGAUUUGAGGUUCGUCGGCUGAGGUUGAAGGACAAUAGUUUGGAAAAGGUGGAUCGUACGGGAGAUGUUUGUAUAUUCUUGGGAGCUACGGGCUCGAUUUCAAUGGAAAAGAUUGAAGUGUCUAACGACAGUCGCAUUCGAGUGCCUAACUACAUUCACUAUGCGACAACAGAUGGUAAGGGGAAAACUUGGGCUGGAGUUGUUGAAGAAGAAGAAGAAGAAGAAGAAAAUGGUGAAUUUGAUCUGGAUAAAUUAUUCGUCGUCCACGAACAAGGCAACUUCAACAUGGAAGAUGGCACAAUGGAAAGAACUUAUUUUGACAUUUCAAGCUUACAAGCACAAGGGUCAUGUAUCGGUUGGUUCACGCCUGUAUUACGAACCUAA
This is a messenger RNA of Striga hermonthica, 1395 nucleotides long. The record is from the annotation of a GenBank genome assembly. Lineage: Eukaryota; Viridiplantae; Streptophyta; Magnoliopsida; Lamiales; Orobanchaceae.